UUCCGCUGCAUCAAUGUAAGGUUUUCUUAACUUUAUAUGUGUUUAAUUUAUCGUUUUAGAAAGUUCAUAUUUAGGAUGUUAAUAAACAUACUUGUGAGUAGAUCUAAGAUCCUGGUAAAAUAAUUCCCAACACAGCUCUCCACCACCCCUUGCACCUUGGUGCUGAGUGAGCUACUACUAGUCAGUGGGACUAGUAGGGCGGGCAUAUGAGGACCACGAGGGGACUCAUAUGUCUCCAUGAGUUGGAGUACUCAUGGACAUUAUCGGGCCGACCCGAUAGUGCAUCGAAGAAUGCCGCCAGAGGUUCAUUGGUACGUUUUCCUUGGCUUGCCGGUAUGCCGCUUGCACGGGACGUGGCCUAGAUCCUCUAAGAGACGUUGUGGCGCGCCUUGGCCACGAGCCUCAACACAAUAUGACACUGGUAGUCAUUCAUGGGCUAGCUUGCAUGCACGCAUGGGAAGAAUGCACCAUGUUGGAAAGAGACAGAGGUCUAAUGUAUGCAACUAGUUUGGUGUCUUGUCUUGAGGGCCUGCCAACAUGCGUGGAGGCAUGGCGCCUUGAGGGUUGGUCCGUGGACGUAUGGGAGUCCUUGGGCAAGGAGGGAGACUAUUCGGACAGUAUCGAGUGGGGCAUGAUAGAAGUGUUCGCACGUUGGCUUGGUGUUGGCAUCUCGCCACACAUGCUACCUUGGUCACAAGUGACAAGGUGAGCGUCGGUGUUGGGAUUUGUGUUACCAUGGUGGGAAUGAGCGUUUGUGGGCACCGACAACCUGCGGAACAAAGACAAAGGAUGACCAUGAAACCUUGGGACACCGGGGUGGUUCCGGCCAAAGGCACUCCGACGGUCAAGUCAGUAAAUUUAUAGUGCGAAGUAGAAAAAAAAAAGAAAUGUAAAUAAAUACUUCCUGUGUCUAUAGUUAUGCGAUGAUCGACGGUCAAACCUUGCUCACCGGAAUGAGAAAGAGUACGUCAGAUCGUAGAGAAAUGAUAAGUUUAGUCGUAAAACUAUAGAAAGAGAGUAAAUAUUCGUAUCCCCUCCUCCUUUUUUCCUUAAUGUCCCAGUGUGGGCCUAUUUAUUAUAUUAGGAAAAUAGCUACCUCUUGAAACGUGGUCCAUCCCUAGAGAAACGGUCUUCCUCCCCUUCUCUAGGGAUGAACGUAAUCUUUUUGGUUCGUUCCUGGAUGAGCGUCCCCACAUCAGCAUAUCACUUAGAGGGUUGAUAUUCUCGCUCCGCUAUGCUAGGAAAGAUCGCUAUUUUCGUGGGUUAGUUGGGAAACUUAACAUUCUUCUUCCUCCACGUGUCAACCCUAACAUUACACUUCAAGAUCAAGCUUUAUUGUUGGUUGGACAUUCGAAUAUGGGUAUGAGCCAAACGACAUGGAUUGGGUGUGGCCCAUGUGAGCCAUUGGGCUUACGGGUUCCUCGUUUCUGACUUAUAAGUGGGCUUUGUAAGUACUUCGAUCAUUAGGCCCUUUCGUUGGGCUUAGAGCAAUUUUCGGCCACUACAGUUUGUCCCUUGCUCUUUAAGUUGAGUUAUACUCAAAUUAAAGAGCAUUACUCGUAGGUGUGCAUGAUUGACUCAGAGUGCCUGUAGCGUAAUUUUAGACCAAGAAUGAUUGGGUCGGCAUAAGUAGUUAGAGUGAAUAUAUCUAAAAGUAAUUUUGUUUUGAUGAGGGUUUGUUACAUCAGUGAUUUUCAAGACAAGUGUAUUGUUUGUCUUCAAUUUGUUAGUGCGUCAUCUUGUUCAAUGUAAAAUUGUAGCUACUUAGAGUUGGAGACAAUUCGAGCAAGGGAAUGAAUGGAGAUAAGUGAAUGAGUAUAGUUUUUCAAUGAGCAAAACAUUAAAAACUCCUCUUUGAUGUCUUGUGUAUGGCUGAUACAAGUUAAGUGCAAGCUAGGUAUAUGAGUGGACAAGUGAUAUAAGUAUUUAUAAGGAGUAUAAUCAAGCGUUCUUAUGAUUAACUUUAUUGAAGCUUGACCGUUGGUGUGGGUCUCAUUUUGUAGCGGAUUAAGUAUGUAAAGCUUAGCUGGCUUUUGGUCUACCAAUAUAUAUAUAUAUUUAAAGUAUCAAUUUCUAUGUAUAUAUAUGCCACAAAGGAAGAUUGAGCUAUGUACAUGGGCAUAGUUUCAUAUGGACAGUAUGAUUUAAUGUUUAUUGUGUGUAUGUCCAUGUACUAGCAAUAGCUAUAACUAUUUAACUGGCAGUGAUUUAUCUGCUUCAAGAGAGGCUGACUAUGAAAAUAUUAUAUAAUAUUUAUAUGUAUGUAGACUUAUUGGAUGACCAUGGUAGUUUCCACAAAAUAUCUUUUUUGUAUAAACUGACUUACAGACACAAACUUUUGUGAUCUAUGGCCACUUCUCAUGACAUAAGAUAGAUAAAAUAUUAUUGUCUUUUUCUAGUGUGUAGUGUGAGAAGUAAAAAGUACAACACAUAGUAGAGUUUAUAUAAAUGAAAUGAGUAUGUGCUAUCACUUCAUGUUUUAAACUUGAUGUGAAUGAAUAAUAUAACAGAUUGAUUAUAGAAAGUUGGUCGUAGUGUAUUGUAGUCAAAGAGGUAUUUCACAUAUAUAUAUAUAGGGAUAUGAUUUUGUCCCGUGAUGUACUUUCACGGAAUGUAUUUCGUGGUACAUUAAAUGGAUCUCAUGGUACAUUAAAUGAGUCUCAGGGUACGUUUCUACUUUUUAACCCUAAUUACCCCUAGAUCAAUCUCAGCCGUCAGAUCAAAUAACUCCCUCAUCUGAAGGUUGCCGUACACCACAGAUUACAAUCCGUGAAAGUACAAUAACGGGACAAAAUCAUAUCCCUAUAUAUAUAUAUAUGUGUGUCAAACAGUAAUCUCUCAUCAUAGACUUUUUUCCUAUUCAUAGACCUUUCUCUUGUCAUUUUUUGGGAAUCAUAUACAUGUGUUUAGUUGGAAUGAGUGUCCCUUUAUGUUUGAAUGGAAGGAAGCAUGUAUGAGAUGGGCACUUAGAGUAUACUACAAGUUAAUGCAUUGUGUCAAAUCACCUCAUUACCAAAUACUAGUAGAAUUGGUUGGUGUUUUGGGAUGGAUGUCACGUGGGAGUGAUGUAGUUUAUGGAAUUUUUUCUUCUUGUGAAGACAUAAUGCUUGUUUGAUUUGUUAAUAGUAUAUAUACCUCAUAUAUUUCAUGUAGCUUUGAGUUGACUAUUUAUUUGUGUGGGUAGCACCAAAAGCAUGUAUAUCAUGUACCUUUUUAUUUUGGCUUCUGUUUAUAAUUUAGUUAGCAUCAUUAGUGAUAUAUUGACACAAGCAAUAUGAUGGGUUGGCUGUGAGAUAUUUAUUGUGUUUUUGUAAUUUAGAUUUUCCUUCUUCCAUGGCAUUAUUGUACUAUAUAAAUACAUAAGUAGGCCCAUCUUUUUUUUAUUUGUCACUUGUCUUCUUCUCAUUUUCAAGUGGUGUGGAGGAGAGCUUUAAGUGGUGAAGAGCUAAAAGGUCUCUCUUGUUGGUAAGUGUUUAUAAUCUUUCAUCCACCAUUGUGUUCUUGGUGUUCUUGAUAUUUUUGGUAUUCGUAGAACCAGUGCCGGCCCAAGCUAUGGGCAAGAUGGGCAACUGCCCAAGGCCUUUUUUUUUUUUACUUAUAUGCUCAUAUUAUAUAAAUAUAUAUUUACUUUGCUCUUUCAAACUAAAAAGAAAAAUCAAAUCAUAAUAAUGAGAUAGUACACACGCGCUGAGCCACUACUACAAGUAACCUCCAAUUAUAAUUUUUUUUAUUUUUUUAUUAUCUUUUAUUACUUAAAUAGUACCUAUUUUGUGGGAAAAUGAAAUUUGAUUAGACUACACAAAUAAUAUUCAAAAUUUAUUUAUUUUUUAUUAAUUAGCCGUUGGAUAUAUUGUUUAGAUAAAUGUAUAUAUAUAUCCUUCUCUUUUAUUUUUCACUAACUUCAUUUAUUCUUCUUCCAUUUUCUUACUCAUUUUCAUUCUCCUUUAGCAAUUACUAUUAUUUAAGAGCUCUCAUUCAAUUCCAUCAUUAUUACAAACUUAUAGACUAUAUUGAUAUUUGAUUUUGCAUUGAAAGAGACAAAAGAAACACAAAGGUAUAUAUUCUAACUUUUGUUUUUAUAUGUAUUAUUAACAUUAUUACAUAUUUUUCAUCUUACUUUAAUUUAUAAUAAUUAUUCUUUUUGGAUAGGAUCUCUUCCAAGAAAAGAAAAUUUCAAAGAAAAUAUUCAUAUUGAAGUACCUGUUUUGGCUUGCAAUUUUUUAGCUUAUAUCUUUCUUUCAUUCUUUUUUUCUUUAUUAUUAUUAUUAUUAUUAUUAUUAUUAUUAUUAUUAUUAUUAUUAUUAUUAUUAUUAUUAUUAUUUUGUUUAGUGUUCCUAAAUUAAAAAGGAAGCAUGUCUAGUAAGAAAUAUCUAUCAGGUUAUGAAAAACUUAAGAAAAAAAGAAAAAUAGAAAAUUUGAUAAAAACUCAACAAGGAGCUUUAGAUAAAUUUGUUACCACUAGCAAAAGAGAUGAAAAUAACACAAAUAAAGAAAUUAAUGACCAAUUAAAUUUAAAUAAUUUAGGUGAUUAUGAAAUUAUGGUAGAAAAAGGUUUAGAAAAUUGCCAUCAUAAAAUAUGUGAUAAUAUGAUAGUUGAUGAAGAAUGUCGAGAAAAUAAGGAGGAUGAUAUGGAAACUAGAAAUUGUAACAACAAUUUAGAUUAUCUUGAUGAUCCGGGAAGAUGGAAAAAUCUUGAUAAUAAACUAAUAGACUUAUUAGUAGAAAAAGGUCCAAUUAGAUUGAGUGAUAUAGAGUUUCCAAAAGAUGAUGGUAGACGUUUUUCUACUUAUCACUAUACUAGAAAUUUAUCAAAUGGAGAACAACAUGAUAGAAAGUGGUUAGUGUAUUCAAAGUGUUUGAAUAAAGUAUAUUGUUUUUGUUGUAAAUUAUUUAGUGUUAAUUCUAGUACGAUGAACCAAUUGAGCAACGAAGGAACUAAAGAUUGGAAACAUCUUGGUGAUAGGUUAAAAAGUCAUGAAACAAGUAACGAACAUAUAAUCAACAUGAGUACUUGGUUUGAUUUAGAAUCGAGAUUAUUAAUGAAUAAAACAAUUGAUAAACAUGCUCAAGAAAGAAUUAAUAAAGAGAAAGAACAUUGGAGAAAUAUUUUAAAAAGGAUAAUUUCUCUUAUAAAAUGUUUAGCUAAAAAUAAUUUGGCAUUUCGUGGGAGUCAUGAAAAGAUCUAUCAAGAAAAUAAUGGAAACUUUUUAAGUUUUAUUGAGAUGAUCACUGAAUUUGAUCCAAUAAUGAAAGAGCAUAUUCGUCGUAUUCAAAAUGGUAAAAUUCAUAAACAUUAUUUAUGACAUAAUAUUCAAAAUGAGUUAAUACAAGUGUUGGUUCACAAGAUAAAAAGUUUAAUUUUAACAAAUAUUAAAGAAGCAAAAUACUAUGUAAUUAUAUUAGAUUGUACUCCAGAUUUAAGCCACCAAGAGCAAAUGUCCAUGAUCUUAAGGUGUGUAAAUAUUUCUUCUUGUCCUAUUGAAAUUGAAGAAUACUUUUUAGGAUUUUUAAAUGUGGUAGAUACUUCAGGAAAAGGUCUCUUUGAUGAACUCAUAAGAGAAAUUAAGAAGUUAGAACUUGAUAUAAAUGAUGUAAGAGGACAAAGUUAUGAUAAUGGAUCUAACAUGAAAGGGAAACACCAAGGUGUGCAAAAAAGGUUAUUAGAUAUAAAUCCUAGGGCACUUUUUACACCAUGUGCAUGUCAUAGUCUUAAUUUAGUAAUUUGUGAUGCUGCCACUUCUUGUGUUAGAGCCAUAUCAUUUUUUGGGGUUCUACAACAAAUAUAUUCAUUAUUUUCUUCAUCACCAAAGCGAUGGAUAAUUUUAAAAAAUAAUAUAUCUAACUUAACAGUGAAAUCAUUAUCACAAACUCGUUGGGAAAGUCAUAUUGAAAGUGUAAAAGCUAUUAUACAUCAAAGUCCAAAUAUUAGAGAUGCUUUGUUAGAACUAGCAGACACAAGUGAAGAUCCUAAAAUAAAGAGUGAAGCUAACAGUCUAGUAACUUAUGAACUAGAAGAUUUUGAAUUUUUAUUAGGUAUGACUAUUUGGUAUGAUAUCUUGUUUGCAGUAAACUCUCUUAGUAAGAACUUUCAAAGUGAAGAAUCAACAAUUAAUGUUGCCAUAGAUCUUCUUAAGGGUCUUAUUUUUCUUUUUAAAAAAUAUAGGGAAAAUGGAUUUAUAUCUGCCAUGGCUUCAGCUAAAAAACUUGCAAAUGAAUUGAAAAUAGAACCAACAUUUCGUGAAAAACGUGUGAUUCGUAGAAAGAAACAAUUUGAUGAAGAUGUUAGUGAUGAUAAAAUAAAAUCUCUUGAAGAAUUAUUUAAGAUUGAGUAUUUUAUUUAUUUGGUUGAUCAAAUAAUUUCUUCACUUAAAAUAAGAUUUGAGCAAUUUGAAGUUUUAGAAAACAUUUUUGGAUUCUUAUUUGAUUUUAUUAGAUUAAAGUCAAUGGAUGAAGAUACUAUUAAACAAUGUUGUUUGAAUCUUGAAAAUUUUCUAAGUUAUAAUAGGAAUUCUGAUAUAGAUGGAAUAGAUUUAUUUUCAGAAUUAAAAGUUUUAAGAGAAAUUUAUCAAAAAGAUCAAUGUAGUCCAUUAGAAGUACUUAAUUAUAUAUAAAAAAAAUUGAUUUAUUUCCAAAUGCUUAUAUUUCUUAUAGAAUAUUGUUAAUAAUUCCAGUUUCAGUUGCAUCUGCAGAAAGAAGUUUUUCAAAAUUAAAAUUAAUAAAAACUUAUUUAAGAUCUUCGAUGUCCCAAGAAAGAUUAAAUGGAUUAGCAAUGUUGUCUAUUGAAAAAAAAAAAUUAUUAGAUAAACUUGACUAUAACGAUUUAAUAAAUAAUUUCGCAUCUCAAAAAGCUAGAAAAAUAAAUUUUUUAUAAGUUUAUUAUUUUUUUGAUUUGUAAAAUUUGUUAUUUUACUAUUUAAUUUGAGAUUUUUUUUAGUAAAUAAUUAUUGUAAAAAAAGGCC
Cannabis sativa is the source of this 6959-nucleotide messenger RNA. RefSeq lists its product as uncharacterized. The coding region runs from base 4353 to 5303 and encodes 316 amino acids. The record is from RefSeq and is a predicted model, not a curated record. The transcript has a single exon. Lineage: Eukaryota; Viridiplantae; Streptophyta; Magnoliopsida; Rosales; Cannabaceae.